Molecule: messenger RNA, 2411 nt
Organism: Drosophila serrata
Lineage: Eukaryota; Metazoa; Arthropoda; Insecta; Diptera; Drosophilidae
Product: ste24c prenyl protease type I
Source: RefSeq, a predicted model, not a curated record
UCAGUUUUGAUGGCAUUCUACGACACUUGGCCGAAGGUAAACCCUGUGAUAAUACUUAUCAUCCUGUGUCUGAUCGUGGUGGUUGACCGCGUCUGGGAGAUGAUUAUUACCAAGAGACAGCAACUGGUGUGCAUGAAUUCGUCAUGUGCCGGAGAGCUGCGGGGCAUCAUUCCCCCGGAGAUAUAUUACCGGGCCCGCAUCUACGAGCUGCACAAAACGGAGCUGCUGAUCUGGAAGCACUUUAUUGAUUUGAAUACACUCCUCGAGCUGUGCCUGGGUUUCUAUCCAUUCCUCUGGGGCCUGGCCGCCAUGACGCUGAAACCAAUCACAGCCUUGGAGAUCUGGGUGAGCCUGCUCUUCGUCUUCUACCUGACCAUCUACAUCUGCCUGCGGUUCCUGCCGGUGCUCAUCUACGACAAGUGUCUUCUAGAACUUCGCUAUGGCCUAGCGGGCAGAUUUCCAUGGUACCUAUAUAUAUUAGUGGGUAUUCUGGCCAUUGUCCUAAGCCAGCUCAUUCCUCCUGUGACGGCGGCCAUUGUGUUUGGCGUCAAGUUAAUUGGAUACUUUUUCUUCCUGUGGUUCUGGCUCUUCUGGGCAGUGUUCACCCUGCUGCUGGUCUUCUUUCUUCCCUACUGCUGUAUUCCGUGCAUUGGGAGACAAGUGGUCCUGCCGGGGGGCACACCACUUUACGAGGAGGUGAAGCGCGUUUGCGAUUGGGUUGGUUUCCCCAUGAAACGGGUGUUCAUCAUCAGGACCAGGUCCAUGCAGUACAGCAAUGCCUACUUCUACGGGAGCUGCUGUCUAAAGAGAAUCGUGAUCUUUGACACCCUUCUGCUGAACAAAGGAAAGGACCCAAGUGAAUUGGCACCCUAUGAGGUUGGUCGAGGGCUGACCAACACCCAGGUGGCAGGCGUGGUGUGCCACGAGCUGGGUCACUGGAAGCACGGCCACUUCUACAAGGCCACGAUCAUCAUGAAGGUGCAUUUCCUUAUUACCAUGAUCCUCUUCGGGUUGUUCUUCCAUUGCCCCCAGUUGUACAUGGCGGUGGGCUUUAAGCCCGGACUCUGUCCCAUAAUAGUGGGCUUCAUCAUUGUCCUGAGAUUCGCCCUCACUCCGUAUCUCACCCUGGCCAAUGUCCUGAUGCUGUGGAAUCUACGGCGCUUUGAGUACGCUGCCGAUCGCUUUGCCCACCGCAUGGGUUACUCCAUACAGCUUAGGAUGGCUCUUGUCAAGAUCUAUGCGGAUCACAUGAGCUUCCCGAUGUACGACAGAUGCUAUGCCAUGUGGCAUCACACUCACCCCACGAUACUACAGAGAUUGGCCUAUCAGGAGAGGCUGGAUGUGAAGGCCAUCCGGGACCUGCAGAGGGCCCCAUAACACCCUGGAGUCACACUACACACUCAGUAGUCCCGAGAGUUUCGUCGCUAUUUGAUUUUUGUCACUGUUUUUGUCAGUUUCUCGAUCAUUUCUAUCAAAUUGCCCGUAUGUCUAGCACGAAAAUUGUCACGACCUGCUGCAGGUCUAUUACCAAAUUGGUGGUCAGCAUCGGCAGCGGGUGAGUAGAGGAUGUCCCAGAGCUUUGAAGCGUUUUUUAUGCGAUCCCUCUUUUAUACUCCGUCUCGGUAAAGCUUUGACGUCAAUAAAAUUCGAGACCCAUAUUACCUAUGAAGAUAACACCGCUCGCUCUUUCUGCACGAACCCCUCCUGGUUUCCAUUCGUGGUGGACUGAUGAAUCUCAGCCUGAUAAGUGAACCAUCAGAAAAAGAUUAUUUCAAGCAGGCGACAGCCUUCUUGAAGAGACAUUUCGGAAGAAAGCCAACUGUUAGGGCCUCCCAGGCCAGCCAGCAGCGCCUUGAGUCGUUGCAGUUGAAUGCCUUGGAGGUCAACAGUGAAGGCAAUUUAGUGGAGGACGAAGAGCAGCGAGAUAUCUGGCAUAGCUGGGGCUUAGAAGAAGUGAAACUACCGCCCAGUCAAUAUGCGGAGAUCAUAGAGUGGAUAGCUCCCAAAACAGAAUCCCUAAGGAUAUCCAAUCGUUCGUGGCACUUGGAAAACUGCAUUGCCUGGCGUUAAUUGUUAGCCACAAAAAUGAAUUGGCCGAGUGCUACUGUCAGCGCAUCAAACAAUUCAUGGACAAGGUCAACACUCUCGUCGACCUAGAAAUGGAACUGGAUGAACCCUCGGUGGACUUCUCGUCUCUGUCUCCUAGGUUGACCGAGAAUGUGUUGUCUGCCAGCGAAUUGCUGAAGGAAUUGAACGAUCUCCUGGACCUUCAAGACAAAGUAACCGCUAUACGAAUGCCAGUUGGAGUACGAAAAUUGAAACACUUCUCGCUAUAGGAGUGCUGACCCCUUAAUGUUUGCAUAGAUUGUAUUUAUUUAUUAUUAAAACAUUUCUGUUGUAUUCUCAUAGUA